CACACACACAUACACACAACUAAUUGCAACCCACACACAACAGAGGUGUCGAGCGACGCGCGGUGAGAAGCAUCUCCCCCAAAAUCUCUCCGUCCUGAGGGCAGAACUGCGCGCCGAACCGGAGAGCCUGGAAGUUCCUCACUGUCUGGUUUGUUCAAGGAAGCAGAUGGACGAAAGCGCCGAGCACAGACCAUCUUCUGCUCCGCGAGAGUGCACUUUGUGUUGAAGCAAAAAGAAAGAAAGAAACAAGAAAGAAAGUGAAGUUCGCCGCUGACGCUGGUGCGUUUUUACGCACAUCCUUACGCACGAGCUGAGGCUAAAAGCGCCAGAGAGGACGAAGCAGCGCUGAGACCCUGCUCCUGCUCCUACUGCCUGCAUGCUCUGAGAGCCACUCCACAGGCCUCCCUGGAGCUUCAGUGGAGCUUAUCCGAUGUGGAGCCAGCACUCCGAGCCCCGGGCCCGGCCGUGGGGAUGGCAGCCUCUGCCCUGAACUUGAACAGCAUUGGAGUUAUGAACAGCAGUAACCAGUUUCACGCUCAGUCAGGCUCCUCUAGCGCCGCCUCUCGAGCCAGAACCAGCCCCGUAGCCCGACCUGUGCUCCCGGUUCCGGAUCGGGGCACCUAUUGCCAGUUUGUGGGGGGUGGUCUCUAUUCGCCCACAAGCCCCAAGACAAGCCCCCGAUCCCUGGGCCACGCCUUCGUCUUUCCUCCUCCCUCCUAUCUCUCCCCCUCCCCGCGGGCCCGCUCCCCCUCACCGCGGAGCCCGGAUCGCCUCGGAGCCUACGUGGGCCAGCGAGUCCGAUGCCUGAGCGGCGAAAAUCCAGGGGAAGGGGGCGGGGAGGAGGAGAGUGGAGGGGAGGCGAGGAGAGAAGAGAAGCGAGAGGACGUUAGACGGCAGGCACAGUUGGAGCAGAUCCACAAAGAGCUACAGAACGUCGAGGUCAGAGGGAAAGUGGGCAUAUUUGAGGCCCACAUUUCUGGAAUCCGUGCCCAGGUACUCAAAGGUGAGCUCCAACGCAGCCCUCGGUCUCCAAGACGAAGCCUGUUCCCCUCAGACCCCGGCCAGAGUAACACAGGUCCAGAAUGCCCGGAGACCCACAUGCAAGAGGCUAACGCUCCUUCUGUUAUUCCAAAUGGACAACAAAUGGAGGAAGGAGCGAAGAACGAAGGUGGGAAGGAAACCGAAAACAAAACACCCAUGGAUCAAUACAACUUCUGUUCAGACACAACAGUACAAACUCUUGCUGCGGAAGGACUCCCAGCGUCCCUGAACGCAUCAAGAAAAGAUGAAAUGACAGAUGGAGGGAUAAAAGUGGGAGACGUCCUUCAAGAAGUAUAUAUAGAAAAAGACAAAUGGGAGGUUGAAACUAAGUUCAUGUCAGGAGAUGAAAGAGGAUGGACAGAUGGAGAAGUGAACGAUGGCAAACGGGACAGGUUUUGCCCCAAAGAGCUGUCGGAGGCCGCUUUGCCUCAGCUCCACAUCGUAGAGAGCUGCCCCAGCUUGCACGACAGUUCCUCCAACCACUUCUCGGGCAUGCUUUCCUCCAUCCCCGCUGUGAUAAUAACUGACCACGGUUUGGAGAGCCUGCCUCACGCCACGGGAAGCCCGGGCUCCGACCGACCAUCGUCCCGCUCCACCAGCCCCGUUCCAAACACUUCCACGCGCUCGCUCAGGAAGCUGUCUUCCUCUUCUGCUUCGUCAGCUGGUUUUUCUUCUUCUUGGGAGGAGUCCGAGGAAGAUAUUUCCAGUGAUACGGAAAAAGGAGAGCGCCUUCUCAACCCUGCACUCCUUAGUUCUCAGAAAGCACACAAGUCUUGGAAAAAAAUAAAGAACAUGGUUCAUUGGUCGCCCUUUGUGAUGUCCUUCAAGAAGAAAUACCCCUGGAUUCAACUGGCAGGACAUGCAGGGAGUUUCAAAGCGGGAGCAAACGGACGCAUCUUGAAAAAACACUGUGAAUGCGAGCAGCGCUGUUUGUCUCUGCUCAUGAGGGACGUGCUCCGUCCAUAUGUCCCUGGUUACCAUGGAGACGUGGAGAAGGAUGGACAGAAGUACAACCAGAUGGAAGAUCUUCUGGCUGAGUUUGACUACCCAUGUGUGAUGGACUGCAAAAUGGGAGUGAGGACCUACCUUGAAGAAGAGCUGAACAAAGCACGUAAGAAGCCUUCCCCAAGGCCGGACAUGUAUCAGAAAAUGGUGGAGGUGGACCCCGGAGCCCCCACGUCAGAGGAGAACGAGAAGAAAGCCGUCACCAAGCCGAGGUACAUGCAGUGGAGAGAGACCUUAAGCUCCACAGCCACUCUGGGAUUCAGGAUAGAGGGAGUCAAGAAAGAGGACGGGACGGUCAACAGAGACUUUAAGAAGACAAAGACGAGAGAGCAGGUGACCACAGCUUUCCGUGACUUUGUGAAGGGAAACAAGGACAUUGUGAAACUGUACCUGAGUAGGCUAAAAGAAAUCCGAGCGACUCUGGAAGUGUCCCCCUUCUUUAAAACUCAUGAGGUCAUCGGCAGCUCCUUGCUAUUCGUUCACGACAACAAAGGACGGGCCAAAGUUUGGAUGAUCGACUUUGGGAAAACCACGCCUCUUGUUGAAGGAAGGGAGCUAACCCACCGGGCAGCGUGGGUUGAGGGGAACAGAGAGGAUGGCUACCUUUUUGGACUUGAUAGUUUGGUGGACAUCCUGGAGAACAUGGAAAACGCUGAGACUUGAAGUCUUUUUCUUUGUUUGUUUGAUUUGAAAUAUGAGUGAACACUUGGACACAACCACUUCCUGUCAUUCUUCAUUCCUUUAGGGAAUAUGUUGCACUUCCUGAGGGACUUCUCAAACACUUGAACUCUUCUCCCCUAAAGCAUCAAAGCAUGCCUGACCCAUGAGUCCUCACAGAAAAAACACAACAAUAAAUACCGUUUUUGUGACAUUAAAAUUAUUUUUUGUGCAAAGAAAUAUUUUUUUUUUAAAAGCUAAUAUUUAUUCCCCAUUUUAAUUAUGUGUUCCCAGAAAUCUUAGUUUUGGAUUAAAUCGAUAUAUUUAUAUAUUAAAUUAUAACUAAAAGAGACAUUUUAAUGGUUUUCCAAAAACGAAAUUAAUCAAAUUUGUGAAAACUUCUAAAAAAGUUGUUUUUUUAAUAACACUUACUUUUUCAUAAAAUAAUUAAAACAUAGAUUUAUUAUCUUUGUAGUCAAUUUUGAAUCUAAUUCAAGCAGAAAUCGACCUAUUUAGUUAAACCGCAGGUUUAUAGUUUGUGAAAAUCAGUUUAAUGCUUUUGUUUGACCACUCAAACCCAAAUCUAUCGAGUGCAGAUCAGACUCAUGUAUGCAGCACCGCAAUCUGGCACCUUAAUGAUGCAAAAAUCUCUCACAGCCGUUAGAGAAGACUAUAUUUUAAAUGUUUUUUUUUUUGCUUCUGUUGCCAAACACUUAACAUCUUCCCUCACUUUUUUCCCAUCUUCUUACAAUGUUUCUCUACAUUUAUCUUGCUGGGUAUUUUGUUUGAUUUUGCAACCAUAUUUUAGUGAAACACUUACAGCCAUGAACAAUCUUAUUUAAGCUAUCCAGUGCCUUGACGAUACAGAGCCAAGUCAGAAAACCUUCAAAAAAAAUUAGCUAUCAAAUGUUACUAAGUGUUUUUCUCCUGGUGUCUAAUGUGGGUGUUUUUGGUUCAACAUGGGUGCAUGUUUUUUUAUGCUUUAUUAAUAAGUUGUAAUUUGUUUUAUUUAAACUGCUUUGUCUGGUGUUUAAUUUUUAGUUCGUUGGAGCCUUUAAAAAGUUUGAGAUUUUUUUGUCCUCUUUUGCUUUAAAGCUUGAGUGAUAGUCAAAGGACACGGUGUGUUUGAAUUUGAGAUGUCACAAAAAAAAUAUAGUAAAUAAUUCUUCAGUUCAAGGUAACAUAUUGGGCAAGAAUCUACGGUGGCCCUGAACGGUCAAAAUACAACACUUUAAGGUCACAACACAACACUUUAAGUUCAUGACACAACACGAGGGUCACAAUACAACACUUUAGGGUCCCAACACUUAUGGUUCACAACACAACAAUUAAGGUUCACAACACAACACUUUUAAGUUCACAACGCAACAAUUUAGGGUCACAAUGCUUUAAGGUCACAACACAAUACGUUCAAAACACAACACUUUAAGUUCAUGACACAAGACUAGGGUCACACAAUACAACACUUAUGGUUCACAACACAACAAUAAAGGGUCACAACACAAAUAUUUAAGUUCACUAUACAAAACUUUAGGUUCACAACACAACACUUAAGGUUCACAACACAACACUUAGGGUCCCAACACAACACUUUAGGGUUCACAAGACAACCCUUUUAAGUUUACAACACAACAAUUUAGGAUCACAACACAAGACUUUAGGGUUCACAACACAACACUUUUGAGGUAACAACACAACACUUUAGGGUCACAACACUUUAGAAUUACAACACUUUAGGUUCACAACACUUUAGGGUCACAACACAAUACUUUAAGUUGAGUCACAAAGCUAAGACCUUAAAGUGUUCUGUUUUGACCCUUCAGGGCCACCAUAUGAAUCUCUAACAUAACCGGGUUUUGAGCAAUAAAAAACUAAACAGAUAAGAAUUUCAAAAUAAAAUACAAGGCUUCAGGCUCUAGUUGAGGUUUGCUGUGACAUUCAGUAGGAAAAACUGCAGCUUCAUGCUGCUCUUUUAGAAGAAAUGGUCAAAUCAGGAAAUGUUGCUUUGUCGUGUACAAGUAUGAAUUGUGCUAAGUAACCCUUUAAGAUCACCCACCUUAAUGAGACCUCCUGCUCACCUAUGUGCAUGUACAGUUCUUUACGGUCAAAGGUUUGCUAGCCUGUGUAUUUAUUUGGAUUGAUCCUAUAAAAAAUAAGAAUUUUGUGAAAUACUCGUG
Molecule: messenger RNA, 4880 nt
Organism: Oryzias melastigma (Indian medaka)
Lineage: Eukaryota; Metazoa; Chordata; Actinopteri; Beloniformes; Adrianichthyidae
Gene: itpkb
Product: inositol-trisphosphate 3-kinase B
Exons: 12
Coding region: 472-2709 (745 amino acids)
Biological process (GO): inositol phosphate biosynthetic process
Cellular component (GO): nucleus; cytoplasm
Molecular function (GO): inositol tetrakisphosphate kinase activity; inositol-1,4,5-trisphosphate 3-kinase activity
Source: RefSeq, a predicted model, not a curated record